AUGAAGGAGAGAUGGAUGAGAAAACAGGGCCAGGUGGCCGCGGUAAAUCUUGAUGGGGAGAUUUCAAAGCGCCUGGACCUCGUCUUGGAGGACCACCCGGAAACCCACAAAAAUCCCACCGCGUUAUCAGUGGUCAAGAACGCGAAACCACUGACAGGACAUGCAACAUUUCCCAACCCAUUGCGGUCUCAGCGCCGAAUGCCGGAGGUCGACAUGCUUCCCCAUCGCUUCCCCGUCGUCACUGCAAAUUACAAGGACCCCCUGCUUUUGUCUAACAUGUACUUCUGGUGGAAGGACACGGUGUCCUUGUUUAAAAUUCCAAGGUUGGUUGGUGACGACCGCGUGCUGGGAAAUUAUUCUGCGCCACAACAUGCAACGUACCGCUACUUCAAUCAGAUUGCAUCCUCGGUUGCGUCCUCUACUCAUAUCUACCUAUAUAUCAUCGCCAAUUCCUGCACAAAACCCGUGUCGGAUGAUUUUUGUUUCGAGCGGCUCAACUCAACCCACAUGUCCUGGUACCCGGCACUCGUGAGAGAAGUCAAGCCUGCAUAG
Molecule: messenger RNA, 552 nt
Organism: Sodiomyces alkalinus F11
Lineage: Eukaryota; Fungi; Ascomycota; Sordariomycetes; Glomerellales; Plectosphaerellaceae
Exons: 5
Coding region: 1-552 (183 amino acids)
Source: RefSeq, a predicted model, not a curated record